Harmonia axyridis is the source of this 2583-nucleotide messenger RNA. RefSeq names its product vitamin D3 receptor-like (gene Eg). The coding region runs from base 123 to 1010 and encodes 295 amino acids. The transcript is spliced from 3 exons. Gene Ontology annotation, biological process: regulation of DNA-templated transcription. NCBI's taxonomy places the organism in Eukaryota, Metazoa, Arthropoda, Insecta, Coleoptera, Coccinellidae. Gene Ontology annotation, molecular function: sequence-specific DNA binding; zinc ion binding; DNA-binding transcription factor activity. The record is from RefSeq and is a predicted model, not a curated record.
UGAGGAUGCUGUUCGGGUUCAGUACCAGCGCGACUCACCUGUUGUUAGCUACGAUGAUUCGUGGUGUGGUUAUUGGAUUCAGUUCGUGAUGACACACUCUCUUGUUUUUACGUCGCUAAAAUAUGAACCAGCUGUGCAAGGUUUGCGGGGAACCAGCGGCAGGCUUCCACUUUGGAGCAUUUACCUGCGAGGGAUGCAAGUCUUUUUUUGGUCGAACCUACAACAACUUAAGCUCCAUAUCCGAAUGCAAGAACAACGGAGAAUGUGUCAUCAACAAGAAAAAUCGGACAACUUGCAAGGCCUGCCGCUUGAGGAAGUGUCUACUUGUGGGAAUGUCAAAAAGUGGCUCAAGAUACGGAAGGCGCUCAAACUGGUUCAAAAUACACUGUCUUCUUCAAGAGCAGCAGUCCGGCCAGAGCAUGAACAUGGCAGCGGCCCUUUUGAGACCUCACCCUUAUCUAACUCGCUUUAUACGUCCUCCACUUGCAACGAUCACCAGGGAAAACAGAAGUUCAGAAUCAGAUAGCGGAGCGUCCUCCAUCGACGUUGAAGACGAUAAGUCCUUAUUCCACGAGAACACCGCGAAACCCUGCUCGUUAGCGCCAAGCGACCGCGAGUGUGCCUCUGACCAGUCGUCGUCGAAAAAACAGACAUCGUUGACUAGUGAUAGCGACUACUUCUCCAGGAGAAAGCUGAUGCACUGCCAUAUACCAUCAACAUCUCCUACUUCCUUACCUUCCAACGGGUUGAUGCCCAAAUGGCUUCCACCUCUUUCCGUCUUCAGUCAUCCGUCCAUUUGGAAAGACUACUGGGUUGAAAUGCCUUAUGCACCUUUUGCGCCCACGCCACCUAUGUGCCAAGAUCAACCGAUAGAUUUAUCCGUUAAGACAAGUCCACUAGUGUGUUUUGUCAAUUCGGAUAGUGAACGUAGGACGCCUGAAGGACACGGCAAAUCGGCACCGUUGGAUCUUACCUUAAAUCGAAAAACGACAGAUGUUACUAAUUGUUGAGUUUACAAUGUUCCUUGUAUAUUAUUAACAGCAAUCUUUGUUCUCAAUGUCUGCUUCAAUUUUUUUGAAAAGACUCACAAGUAAUAGCUGAACAGCAGUGCUAUAAAGUCGACCACUGAAAUUUGUGAUAGAUUAUUUUGUUCUGAGGAAGUGUUUUGAUGAAAAUUCAAAGCAUAAGUCAUUUCAUUGGCUGGUAAUAUUUUGGAGAGCUAUCAGAGGGAUAUGGAAAUUAGAUAGGUUAUUUUAUGAUAAAGUUGGCUUGAAAUUUCAUUCCACCUUUAGAAUAUUGCCUGUCGUUCUGUCAGAUUAAUUAUGAAAAAUACUUUAAUUUUACAUUGAAUUAUUGAUAUUACUACUUCGGUUACCGUUUUCAUGAGACAUUUUUCAUUCGAUUUCGAUUACACACUGGAAUAAAAAGUGAGUAAUUUGAUUCUAUAGCUGUUUACCCGAAAGCUACAAGUAUCGAAUCUUCAUUUCUUGACGUACGUAUAGAUUCAAAGUUUCUGACAGUUGCAACGGUACCUCAUGGAUUUAUCUUUUCAAUUCUGAAAAUUUCCGUUGGAUCCAUGGCAUUUUCCAUUAAAAAUCAGAAUAUAUAAUAGAAAACACCAGGUACAGUCUUAUAUUUCGACAGUUAUAAUCAUCUACAAAAAAAAUUGAAAUUCCGAUUGGAAUUUAAAUCUAACAAAAUUCAAAAUUUCAGACAGUCUUUAAAUAUGCCAAAAGUGACACCACAUGACUUUCGAAUGGAAAUUUUCUAAUGAAUGCUACUGAGUAUAUAAUUUAUUGAUUGAAUUCUCAUCGAAAAUAAUAGUUGCUAUUUUCACCGACAGAGGCAGGUAUAUAUUUGAAAAAAAUUAAUGAUAUUUAUUAUAAAUAUAAAAAAAAAACCACUCGACUUUCAUCCUGUUCUCAAAACUGAGAACUAAGUUUUGAGAAUGGGAUGAACCCUAAACAUGCAUGUCAACGAUAUUUCACAUAUUUAUUAAAAAUUGUGAAACGCAUAGUCAAGUUUUUCAUUUCAUAUUCUUUUAUUUAGGUACAUCAAAGAUAUGUUUCACCAAGCGAUAUGCGAGGAAUCAAUUUCGAUAAUGAUAUUUAUUUUAUGUAAUAUGAAUGGAAACUUCAUUCCAGUGAAAAAUAAUGAAGAUUCAGUUGUAUAGGUAAAUAGUGACGAGUUAGGCGAUGAAUUGAGAAUAUUAAGUUUUACAUCUCUUGUGAUAUUCUAGAUGAGAAGCAGAAGUUUUCCAACUUCUGUUCAAAGAUGAUGUAAAUAGUAAAUAAAACUCUGAUAGUUCAAAAUUACAAAAAUUUAGCUAUGACGAUUAAUAUAUUAUCAGUACCUGAUAACAAAGAUUACUCUUAUUUCUCAUAUUUUCAUAUUUUUUUUCAUUUUAUAUAUGGAUUUAUAUUUAUAUACGAUGGUCAGUUAAAGGUGAGAAAUACAGUAAAAAUGUUUAUAUAAUAUGUAAAUUCAGGAUUAUUUUUAUAUGAAAUUACUCGGCCAGUAAAAAACGUGCCUUAUGUUAAUGAUUUUUAUAUUUUGCUAUAAUAAAAUGUUUUGUUGAAUCGA